UGUGAUGUGCGUCCUAUUGUGGGGCUCGCUGCGCCGCCAUUGGCCGAGCCGUGGCCCCUCUUGCCGUGGCGAUGGCUGUCAUUGACGGCCCAUCUGUUCUGCCACUCUCUGUAUAAGCCCCGCCCCCCCCCCACUGGCAGAGGCGGGGACAAGAGGUAGAGGGAGAUGGAAAAAAAAAAGGAAAAACACACACACUUUCUCCUCGACACACACACACAUCCGAGGAGCAGCAUCCUGGAGAAGCUGCCGGCCCUGCACUUGUUGGGGUUCAGACCUUCCUCAAGGAGAGUUUGCUCCGUCUGCUCCACACACAAGAGUUCAGAGGUCAGCCCCACUGAGUGGAGUGUGUGCGUUUUUUUGUGUGGUCCUUUUUUUUGCUCUUUCCAAACACUGAAGCCCGGAGUCGAGCGCGUGUAAAACAUGCUGGGAUGAGGAGGGAGUGCGUGUUGUGUUCCUUGCCGGUUCCCGCUGGCAGUGCACUUCUGAGAAGGGGCCCGAUGAGUCGAGCCCUGUGACUGGCCCGCAGUCUGGGGGGGGGGCCCCGAGCGCUUGAUGUGUGCGACGGACCCAUGGGCCUGAAGGACCAUGCUGCAGGCAACCAAGCAGGCCUCAUCCACGACCUGGGGCUGGAGUUGGAGUACCUCCACAUAGAAGGGGCCGACCGCCAGACUGGCUGCGCCGAGACGGGACUCCCCGCCAUGGAGGAGCCGGGGCAGAGCCGGGCCGCCCCCCCCGGACCCCCCUCGGGGCCCCCCACCGCGGAGCCGGAGGGCUCGGACACGGAGCUGGGCGUCGCCGGUCUCGCCGCGGAAACGGCCGACCCCGAGGCCGUCGUCGCCGCCGCGGAGAAACCCAACGAGGGCGGGGAGGGGGCGUCGCCCCACGCCAAGGCCGCCCACCAGCCCCUCUGUCGGGCGCAGUGCGUGGACCUGGGGACCGAGGGGCCCCCAGAACCGCCUCCAGGACCUUCUGAACACGACGCCCCUGACCCCCCCGUCGCUCCGCCCUGCAUCGAGCCCCCCCGGGCGGAGACGGAGCCGGACGAGCCCCCCGCCGGAGGGACGGGGGCGAAGGAGUACCAGGCCAAGCUGGACUUCUCCCUGAAGCUGGGCUACCCCGAGGAGACGGUGCGGCUGGUGCUGUCCAAGCUUGGCCCCGACACGCUCAUCAACGACAUACUGGGCGAGCUGGUCAAACUGGGGAGCCGGUCGGAGGCGGAGCCAGCCCCCGGGACGGCGGCGGCGGCCUCCGCCUGCUCCUCGCUCUCCUCCUCGUCGUCGUCCUACGCCUGCUCUGAUUCGCUGGAGGGCCAGAGGGCGGAGUCCCCCGGUCUGUCGGAGGGCCUGGGUGACCAUGACAACCUGAGGCCCGUGGUGGUGGACGGGAGCAACGUGGCCAUGAGCCACGGCAACAAGGAAGUGUUCUCCUGCCGUGGCAUCCAGCUGGCGGUGGAUUGGUUCCUGGAGCGCGGCCACCACGACGUCACGGUGUUCGUACCGGCGUGGAGGAAGGAGCAGUCCCGCCCCGACGCCCCCAUCACAGACCAGGACAUCCUGCGGCGGCUGGAGAAGGAGAAGAUCCUGGUGUUCACGCCGUCGCGUCGCGUGCAGGGCCGCCGCGUGGUCUGCUACGACGACCGCUUCAUCGUCAAGCUGGCGUACGAGUCGGACGGCGUCAUCGUCUCCAACGACAACUACCGCGACCUGGCCAACGAGAAGCCCGAGUGGAAGAAGUUCAUCGACGAGCGGCUGCUCAUGUACUCCUUCGUCAACGACAAGUUCAUGCCUCCAGACGACCCUUUGGGUCGCCACGGGCCCAGCCUGGACAACUUCCUGAGGACCAGACCCAUCAUGCCCGAGCAGAAGAAACAGCCAUGCCCCUACGGUAAGAAGUGCACGUACGGCCACAAGUGUAAGUACUACCACCCGGAGCGCAGCGCCCAGCCGCAGCGCGCCGUGGCCGACGAACUCCGGGCCAGCGCCAAGACCUGCGCCCUGCCCGCCCGGGGCGGCCCGCCCGGGGACGCCGGCCUGGUGAAGAGCCACAGCGUGCCGGCGGGGGUCCUGGAGGCCAAGAAGGGGGCCCCCAAGAGGCAGUCGGACCCCAGCGUGCGCGCCUUCUCCUACAGCGACGCCGAGGAGCGCCUGCUGCUCGCCAAGGGCCGCGUCGAGGCCGGGAGGGGCGGGGGCGGGGUCGGCCGGGCCCUUGCCAUGUCGCCGGCCCCCGGGGGCCCCCCGCCGCAGGAGCCGGCAUCCCGGGCCCCCACCCCUCACGGCUGCCCGGGCCCCUGCGCCGAGCUGUACCCCCACUGCGAGUCCCCGGACCUCAGCUACUACUCGGUGACGCGCUCCUACGCCGGCCUGGCGCUCUCGUCCCGCCGCAGCCCCGACUGUCGUUACCCCGGCGACCAGGAGCCGCGGCUGGGGUCGGCGGGCUCCGAGUGCGGCAGCGAGAGCGGCGUGAGCUGCGGCAGCAGCUGCGACUCGGCGUACGGCGAGCGCGCCUGCCCCGCCUCCUUCGCCCCCGAGGCUGCCCCGCCCCCAGAGGAGGCGGGGCUGCUCUACGGCGGCCACCGGCUGUACUCGUGCGCGCCGCACCACCACGGCGGCGGCCACGAGUACGCCCCGCCGCACCACGGCGGCCACGCCCACGGCUACCACCUGGGCCGCGGGCCGGGCUGCGGGCACGAGCAGCAGGCCCCGCCCCCGACGGCGCCGCAGGACGGCCUGGCCCCGCCCCCCAAGCGGCCGCUGUACCCCCUGCCGCCCCACCUGCAGCACCAGCCGCUGACGGCCCGCUCCAGUUGCCCCGGCGACUACCACACCCUCCCCCAGAGUAGCCCCCACGCCCCGGGCUCGCCGCUGGGCCGUUGCCUAGCGCCCACGCGCGCCGAGAGCGCCUCGGACUCGCGGCUCUACGAGCACCUCUCGGCCGCCGCCCACCAGCACCAUCACCCCCACCCCCACCACCACCACCCGCCACCGCCGCUGCCCCCCCCGCCCCGGCAGAAGCCCCCGUCAGGCUGGGAGUCGUACUACAGGCACGCCGCCGCCCUCCCGCCGCCGCCGCCGCCCGCCUCGCGCUACGAGCCGUCGGCCUAUCAGAGCCUCCCGGACACGCGGCAGUCGUCAUGGCACGCCGCCCCCCCGCCCUGGGGACAGGACGGCUACGGCCAGCAGCAGCAGCACCACCACCACCAGCACCACCACCACCACUCCCACCCGGGCCUGCACUCCUCCUCGCCCCCCCACUACCUGAACCCCCUGCCUCCGCCCUCGCCCUCCCACUCCCCCCGCCUCUCCGGCUUGGCCCCGCCCCUCUACCCCCCGCCCCCGCCGUCGUCGUCCUCCUCCUCCUCCUCGCCCGCGCCCUCCCUCUACGGCCCCGCCCACGGGGGGCCGGACUCGCCGGCGCACGGCGGUCGCCACGACGACGCCCGGGAGAAGGCCUACUUCAACCUGUGCAACAUAUUCCCGCCGGAGCUGGUGCGGCGCGCCAUGGGCCGCCACCCCCACGUCAGCGACCCCCAACAGCUGGCGGCCGCCAUCUUGGCCGAGAAGGCCCAGACGGGCUACUGAAGGACGUGUGCGUCUCGUUGCCGUGGCGACGAGCCUUCCCUCGUUUGGGUUAUCGCCCCCGGGGGGGGAGGGGGGGGAAGGAAGGAUCGUUCCGACAACUGGAGGGUUUCGUUGCGGAGCUCUAUGGUCGGAAGAAUUAUUUUUGUAUACGGUUUUGUUUUCUUUUUUCGGGAUGAUUUAUGAGUUAAUGAUACUUGUCGUACAAGUAUCUGCGUGUCGGAAAGAAAAAUUGGGGGGGGGAUUUUUCGCCACGAAUGUGUUGUGGAUUUUUUGGGUUGAUUAAUUCUUUUUCAAUUGAACCGUCAAUGCACGAAACACUUCCGAUAUUAGCUCAGAGAGCUAGUAUUAUGUUGAUUCAUUGUUUUAAACUGGUUUCGGUUUGUUGUUUUGACCUUUUACUUGAUUCUGCAACAAAAUCUUCAUUAUUUUAAAUCAAUUCGUUUUUUCUCUUCCGCAUAAGUCGAGAACUACACUGAUUGGUAACGCCGUGUUUCGGAUCACACACGCAAGCACCGCCCACCCUGGAGGUUAAACCGGUUAAAACAAACUCCUCCGUUCUCUGGGUGUGCCCCUGGAUGACGGCCCUUUUCCCACCAGGGAGUUUCUAAUCGUAAAAUCAUGCGUCGUGCCGUUCGUUAAAAAACUAGAACGAGAUUCCCGUCUUGUGCGUGACUGUGUAGCCCCUUACCCCCCUUGUCCGUGAUUAGCAGGUGUCUGGUUCGAAUUUCAGGACUCGGGAGACGUUCGUUCUCCGGUCUCCGUCGUGAAGAGUCAGAGAUGGGUGGCACCACGUCCUGUGUACCUUAGUUUUAGUAAGGGACAUCUCUCCCCAUAUACCCCCCUCAUCCACCCCCAUCUCUCUCCGUCUGCGGGACCCUUUGAGUCUGAGCUCGUUGCUCUUGCAGACCGUGAUGUGUGUUUCAGGGUCCGUGGACGCCCAUGUACCUACUGUAAAUAGACGUUAAUAUAUUGAACGGCGCGGCCAGGCGUCUUCUCUUGUCCGUCAGUGUCUUCGAGGUCCCGGGUCGCGGCUCCCGGAAGAAUCCACGCUUUAAACCCCGCAGCGAAAUGAAGGAAGUAGGGGGGAACCAAAAUCCACUUUGUUUUUGAUACAAUUUGUAUCGUAGCGCCGUUGGCGGACAGACUGUUUGCGGACGCGUCGUUCGUGGGUCGCUGACUGUCGGCGCCUUGCUGCUCUCCGAUCGAGGAGGUCCGCUCUUUAAGCGUGUGGAAGCUGCUGCUGAUGAUGCGUGAUGUUAAAUGAUACGAGGAGGUUGACUACCUGCUAUGUCUGGGUAUUGCGGCCUCGUUAUCUGGCUUUGGGUUUGAGAAAGAAAAAAAAUAUCCUAAGCGUAUUUGAACACAAUCACCUCUGAUCUCUCCCCCCCCCUCCCCGCGAAACAUCAGUAUUUGUACUUCCUUCACUCAUUUCAAUUCGAAUCAUUUCAAAUUAAAAGUUCCUCUAAAAUAUGGUAGCCAUUCCUAGUAUUUAUAUGAGGUUAACUUGGGAUUAUUUGGAAAUAUGAGAACAAGUUACACCGUGCUGAGUCACAUUUAGAAACACAUUGGCCAUGAAUUAAUGGACGGCUGUAAAACUAUUUUACUCAAUGAUACGAGUCACUCCCACUUUUAAAGAAUGAAUAUCGUGAUGGAUGACAAAGUUUAAAUCAGUUAAUAAACCUAAUCGGUAGAUUCACUAAAUGCUUGGAUUAGUCGCAAGAGGCCAUCGAACCGACCUCUGCCCCGAGGGUUUAACAGUCCGGGUCUGGCCCCCGCCCCAAAGCAAAACCACAGGGAUUUCAACCUGCUACCUCACGGCUCAGGACCUCAAUCCCCCCGCCCCCCACCCCCCACCCCCACCCAUGCCAGAUUAUACAAAGUGUGUAAGAUAAUUGAAGCGAGGGAAACCGGGGGAUCUUUUUAGUGUACUGAAGAAGCGCCUUCUCUCUGGGACCCCUGACACCGUGUGUCAGCGCGGGAGCAGAGCGGGGGCCCCAAGUAAUGCCUGUUUGACGGCAUUGUGCUUAUGACACAUCCGAUACUCUGAACUAUGUUCAGCCAACUCUUAUGCAUGUUUUCACCUGUUUUGGUUCAUUUUUCUCUGCAUGUUAAGUUUAUUUUUUUUCUUCUGUUAGGUAACUUGACAAAAUAGACGCGUGUGAGCUUGUCACCUGUCCUCCUCGCACUCCUCGUCACGAUAGGUGUGCCCUCGUUAAGGACAGUUGUGUGCCCUCGUUAAGGGAAGGUGUGCUACUGUUAGGACAGGUGUGUGUCCUCGUUAAGGACAGGUGUGUGCCCUCGUUAAGGGAAGGUGUGCUACUGUUAGGACAGGUGUGCUCCUGUUAGGGCAGGUAUGCUCUCCUUGAGUACAGGCGUGGCCUCGUUAAGGACAGGUGCGUGGCCUCGUUAAGGACAGGUGUGCUCCUGUAAGGGCAGGUGUGCUCUCCUUGAGGACAGGCGUGCUCUCAUUAAGGACAGGUGUGUGCCCUCGUUAGGCAAGUUGUGCACCUUGUUUCGCUCGUUAGGACCGAUGUACACCUUGUUACUGCAGGUGUGUGCCCUCAUUAGAACAGAUGCAUAAUCAUGAAAACAUGCAUAGUAAGUGUGUACUUUGCAUGUUGUCACUUCCUUUCAUUUCCGAAUGUUGUAUUUUGUUUUUCCUUAUCUUGUAGUAUGUAACUUAACUUAUGUUGUGGGAAACUGAAAUAUUGAAGUUGCCUGGUUUUAAAUUGCAACAUUAAGCAACUUUUAAAGAUCUUGAUCUGGCAUCGACCAAUAUGGAUUGGGCCGAAACUCAUCGUCAGAUCAAUGUCUACAAAGUGACGGCACUUUCCUCAGAUGCCAAUUUAACAAUCUGCUUUCACAUAGUUAAUUUAUUAGUUCCCUUAAGAAGCAUACGACCCCGGAGCAGAGCAUGUGGUCUUGGAAUGUUUAACACAGAGCUAACUAAUUCACCGACACGAUAAUCCAAUCUAUAUUUAGUUAGAUGACACAACGCUUUACGGUCUAGGAAUACUUGUAGAAAAAAGUCAAAACAUCAAAAAAAUGGAUUUGUUUGUUGAAACGCUAUUUAUAGAGGUCCUUUAGAAAAGGCGUAACUAACCAACACUCUUCGUCAUUGUAACUAUUCUCUUCUGUGAUUGUUCAAUAAAGGGAAAUGUAUUGCA
Molecule: messenger RNA, 6745 nt
Organism: Gadus morhua (Atlantic cod)
Lineage: Eukaryota; Metazoa; Chordata; Actinopteri; Gadiformes; Gadidae
Product: probable ribonuclease ZC3H12C
Exons: 6
Coding region: 570-3578 (1002 amino acids)
Cellular component (GO): cytoplasmic ribonucleoprotein granule; nucleus
Molecular function (GO): mRNA binding; RNA endonuclease activity; metal ion binding
Source: RefSeq, a predicted model, not a curated record